AUGGAACGAAUUUCAACUGAUCCAGCGUUAGAGGCACAGCCCAACUUUGAAUCAGCCGCAUACCAAGGUUGGCUAAACGCCCUUGUCGCACAAGGCAUAACCAGAGAUGAUGCCCUUGCCAACAUGGCAGAAGGAUGGAGAUUCAAAUGCCAAGAGCGAAUCAUUCUCUGGCAGGAACAGGCAGUAGAAGAUGCUUGCAUCCUGCAGGAACACCUAGAGCGUGAGAACACCGAGAAGGAAGCCGAGCAGCAGGAGGAACAACGCGAAGCGGAGAAGAAGAAGCCUAAGAUUAACGACUUCGAUGCAGGAGCAAUUGUGGCAGACGUGAUCAUUCCUCGACCGUCACAAUACGCCAUCCAGAAGAUAAAAAGCAUGGAGUACGUAGAACUUUGGUACUUCAGUCCUGACGGCUGCCGCGAAGCCUCCAUCACCUCUAGAUCCACGUCAGACUCAGACGACGCUUUUGGCUUUGCAAAAGUUGACGGCAUGGUUGCCCUCAAAAUGCUAGCAUCAUUCAAAGCUUCCAGCAAGGCCUUGCAGGACCACGAUCUAUCGUGGCGACAAUUCGAUUUGGCGAAGACUAGCUUCCUCGUCCACAUAGAAAAAAGUGGAUGGCCAGAGAAGCAUCAGCAAGCACUCGCUCUGUUCUUCACGCUCAUCACCAACCAUGAACAUCGGAUGCGUCCCCGGGGUGAGAAGACCCUGCUGCGUUACGCAGGAACAGUUCAUCGUGAAUGGCAUGACCGGCUCGUUCAGAACCAAGGAUUCAAUAUCGGCAUAUUCAACAAUAUGCUAUACAAUUCCUUAUCGGACAACAUAUGGGAGGCAGAGCACGACGAGAGUCUGAAAUUGCUACAGAACGCACUGCCAGCUACCAACUUCUCAUCUCGCCCUCGAGAUUGA
This is a messenger RNA of Suillus plorans, 903 nucleotides long. RefSeq lists its product as uncharacterized. NCBI's taxonomy places the organism in Eukaryota, Fungi, Basidiomycota, Agaricomycetes, Boletales, Suillaceae. Bases 1 to 903 code for a protein of 300 amino acids. The transcript has 2 exons. The record is from RefSeq and is a predicted model, not a curated record.